AUGCACAUUUUAUUAGAAACAUCAGCAGGUUUUGCUCUCUUCUAAGUAAAUAACGAAAAAAAGCUUAAAAAAGUAGACGAUCUAUAUUCAUAUUUUGUAAAUGAAGAUUAAGCAAAAAAACUUGUAAAUCUUGUCGCUUUCUAAAAAUUCAAAGACACAACAGAUGCAAUUAAAUCUACAUCCAAACUAAUAAAAGGAAAAGUUCCUAAAAAAUUAAAGAAGUUUUUACAAACAAAUUUAAUUUCUUAAGAAAUCUAAGACAGAUUGGCAAUAAGUGAUAAAAAGUUAGGAAAAUCAAUAACAGAAAAGCUCGGAAUCGAAUGUACAAACUACAACAUGGAUUUAUUCAAAGGUCUUCGUUUACAACUAUGUAACAUGGUAGCUGGUUUAACUGAAAAAGAACUCCAAACAAUGAAUUUAGGUUUAUCCCAUGGUCUUUCCAGAUAUAAAUUGAAAUUUUCUGCUGAAAAAGUAGACACAAUGAUCAUCCAAGCUAUUUCUCUAUUAGAUGAUUUAGAAAAAGAAGUCAAUAAUUACAUGAUGAGAUUAAGAGAAUGGUACGGCUGGCAUUUUCCUGAAAUGGGAAAAAUUGUAACUGAUUCUCUUGUAUAUACUAAAGUCGUUUUAGCCGUAGGAAUGAGAACUAAAGCUCAUUCUUCGGAUUUAAGUGGCAUUCUUCCUGAAGAUAUCGAAAAAGAAGUUAAAUAGGCUGCUGAAAUUUCCAUGGGUACUGAAAUAAGUGAAGAAGAUGAGAAGUUUAUCCUCGAAUUAGGUAGUUAAAUUGUCGAUUUAUCUGAAUAUAAGGAAGAAUUACAAAAUUAUCUCAAAAACAGAAUGUAGACUAUCGCUCCAAACUUAUCAGCUAUGCUUGGAGAAUUAGUGGGUGCAAGAUUGAUUUCUCAUGCAGGUUCAUUAAUAAAUUUAGCUAAAUAUCCCGCGUCUACUGUCUAAAUUUUGGGAGCUGAAAAAGCACUGUUUAAAGCUAUCAAAACUAAGAUGAAUACUCCUAAAUAUGGACUCAUUUAUUAAGCUAGUAUUGUCGGAUAGGCUUAAAACAAACUUAAAGGAAAAAUCUCGAGAACUUUGGCGGCUAAAACUGCUCUUUGUAUUAGAUGCGAUGCCUUAGGAGAAGAUGAUGAGGCCUAAAUUGGGGCUGAAUCGAGAUAGUAUGUAGAAAAAAGACUACAGUUUUUGUAAUAGAAUGAAUAAGGAGGAUUUGUAGCUAAACCUUAAAAGAAAGGAGCUAGUGCAAUUGAAUCAAAAAGUACUGGAGGAUAUAAUAAUGCAGCUGAUUAUACAAAUAAGUUUAGAAAAAGUAACGAAACUCUUGGAUAAAAUUAAGAAGAACCAUAGAAAGUUAAAAAAUUUAAAAAGGAUUGA
Ichthyophthirius multifiliis is the source of this 1380-nucleotide messenger RNA. RefSeq lists its product as hypothetical. The transcript has 4 exons. The record is from RefSeq and is a predicted model, not a curated record. Gene Ontology annotation, cellular component: small-subunit processome; box C/D methylation guide snoRNP complex. Gene Ontology annotation, molecular function: snoRNA binding. Lineage: Eukaryota; Ciliophora; Oligohymenophorea; Hymenostomatida.